AAAUACAAAAGCCAAAAUGGAAAAGGAGAGAGAAUUAUUGAAUUGUGUUCUAUUGGACUAAAUAAAACGCCGUGAUUAUUUUAUUUUUUUUAACACAUUUUAUUCAUUCUCUCUCUCUCAAUUAAAAAUGUGCUUUAAAUGUUUCAAUGUAUUAAAGCAUUUGUAAGCAUCAUACAUGAAUAUAUACAUAGGGCUAGAUCCAAAUAAAAAUAAUAAUAAUAAUAAGGUAAGUAGAACAACUAAUCAACAUUUAAGAAUUCUAUGAACAGUUUAGAAUUCAGUGUGUGUGAGUGAAAUCUCUCUCUCUCUCUCUCUCUCUCUCUCUCUCUCUCUCUCUCUCUCUCUCUCGCUCGCUCGCUCGCUCAAAAUAGCAGUGCACAGUUCUCUAUCGCUCAGAUCAUCUGGACCCGCUCAGUGUCGGAUUGCCAGUUUGAUCGAGCGCGUCCGUAAUGCGGGACACACCAGCACCGGAGACGCGCGCGCUCGCACACACCCCCGAUGGCGACCCGUGAGCGCGCCCGGGACUUAACAUGCCCAACCGAACCGAGCCGGAGCCGCGGGAGCUGCUGGCGCGCGCGCUCACCGGGACCGUGCUGAGCGUUCUGAUCCUCUGGACUCUGUUCGGGAAUAUUCUGGUGUGCGCGGCCGUGCUGCGGUUCCGACACCUGCGCGCGAAAGUCACGAACAUCUUCAUCGUGUCGCUGGCCGUCUCGGACCUGCUCGUGGCCGUGCUCGUGAUGCCGUGGAAGGCGGUCACGGAGGUCACCGGGUUCUGGCCGUUCGGUGCGUUCUGCGACAUCUGGGUGGCGUUCGACAUCAUGUGCUCCACCGCGUCCAUCCUGAACCUGUGCGUGAUCAGCGUGGACCGGUACUGGGCCAUCAGCAGCCCGUUCCGCUACGAGCGCAAGAUGACCCCGCGCGUGGCGUGCGUGAUGAUCGGCGCGUUGUGGACCCUGUCGGUGCUCAUCUCCUUCAUCCCGGUGCAGCUCGACUGGCACAAAGCCUCCGCGGAGCCCGGGUCCAACGCCACCGACGCGCACGCCACCAAAGACACCUGCGACUCGAGUCUGAGCCUGGAGUACGCGAUCUCCUCAUCCCUCAUCAGCUUCUACAUCCCCGUGGCCAUCAUGAUCGUCACGUACACGCGGAUCUACCGGAUCGCGCACAUCCAGAUUCGGAGGAUAGCUUCACUGAAGCGCGCGGCAGCGCAAGCGCAAAACAGCCGUGCGAACCGGCUCGCGCGCCACCACCACCAUCACCACCAUCACCUUCAUCAUCACCAUCACCAUUCACACAGCAGCCUGAAGACGAACUUCAACCGCGAGACUAAAGUUCUGAAGACUCUGUCCGUGAUCAUGGGCGUGUUCGUGUUCUGCUGGCUGCCGUUCUUCGUGCUGAACUGCGUGGUUCCGUUCUGCCCCCGCGAACCGUCCGCGGCCCCGCCGUGCGUCAGCGACACCACCUUCGACGUGUUCGUGUGGUUCGGCUGGACCAACUCGUCGCUGAACCCCGUGAUCUACGCGUUCAACGCGGAGUUCCGCAAGAGCUUCUCGAGCCUGCUGGGCUGCCGGAACCGGUGCCGGACCCCCGUGGACACGGUCAACAUCAGCAACGAGCUCGUGUCCUACAACCAGGACACGCUGUUCCACAAGGAGGUCGCGGGAGCGUACGUCAACAUCAUCCCGAACGCCGUGGACGCGUUCGACCGGAUCUCGCAGCUUUCGCACGGGGAUGACGAGGACGACGCGUGCGAUGUGGAGCGCGAGGCGGACGGCGCGUUCUCGCAGAAUGGGAUUCACUGACCGAGAGCGCGCGCACUGACGCUGGAAUGUGAACGCGCUGCAUACCGUUCCUGGACAUGUGUAUGAAAUGCUUACAGUUGUUGACACGUGACCCGAUGAGUGGCGCGCACUUAUCAUGCGUGCAGCUCUUAGUAUGAUGAUGAUGAUGAUGAUGAUGAUGAUAGUCAGAGAGUGCCUGAACUCAGCAGCAGCGCGUCGGACACUUCCGGUCCAGUCUCCUCAUCUAUACAGCGCUUUACAGACAGGAGAUUACAGAGUGUUUGGGCUUCACAGCAGAUCUAGAAUAGAGUUAUUGUCCAGAUAAAGUUAGUUUUGAUUGAUUCACUUCCGUUGUGAAGAUCAUUAGCGAUUAACUAACAACUGAACACAGAAAUCAAAUGUGUUCCGGCCGUUUAUCAGUCUGAGGAUGAGAACACACACUCUGAAACAGGGUCGAAGGUGCAAGCGGUGAAAAACACCAUCAUCUGCCUGCCUGUAGCGAAACAUCGCUGGGACAUCUGGGCCGGAUCUGGGCCGACGCUGCGCUGCUGUCCGAGUGCAGACGCAAAAUGACUUCAGAUAUUCAUGUCAUAUAUAUUCAUAUCUUGACUUCAGCUUAGUUUUAUGGAAAUAUUGAACAAUGUAUUUUUUGCUUAAAACAAGAACAAAAAUGAAAGACAAUAUUCUUCAUGAAACAAGAGUGAAUAUCUUCAGUCAUUUUGCUUCUUCUCCAGGAGAUAUAUCUGGAGUUAUGAAUGUUCAGGUGUUGCUGGAAAACAGUGCAGAUGACGUUCAACACUUCCGGCGCACACACACACACAGCAGCCCGAACACACACUCC
Messenger RNA from Pimephales promelas (fathead minnow), 2622 nucleotides. It is a transcript of the gene drd5a, whose product is annotated as dopamine receptor D5a. Gene Ontology annotation, molecular function: dopamine neurotransmitter receptor activity, coupled via Gs; G protein-coupled receptor activity. Gene Ontology annotation, cellular component: plasma membrane. Lineage: Eukaryota; Metazoa; Chordata; Actinopteri; Cypriniformes; Leuciscidae. Gene Ontology annotation, biological process: positive regulation of MAPK cascade; G protein-coupled dopamine receptor signaling pathway; adenylate cyclase-activating adrenergic receptor signaling pathway. The record is from RefSeq and is a predicted model, not a curated record.